GACGCUCGGCGGGCGAGGCGCGAGCACGCAACUAGUGUUCCUUGCGAGCGGGCUUGUUUUUGUUUUUGUGUGUGGGGAGGUUGCCAUGGCGACGCGCGGGCCGCCGGCGGUACGAGUGCGCGACGAGAGGGCGUGAGAGCUGGAUCACCCGGGGGGCUUCCCGGCGUCGCCGUGGGCGGCGGCGGUGCUGGGCCACCACGUGGCGGGCGAGCACCAUGGCUACCCGCCGCCCCACCACCACCACCACCACCACGCCGCCCCCGCGGCAGCCGCCAUGCCCAUGGACCUGCACGUGCCGCAGGGCUUCCCCUACUACAGGUAUCGGGAGGAGGCGCUAUGCUGGACGGACAGGAAGCCUUCCGUGGACGACGUCGGCAACCCCACCUCCGUCAACGCGCGCAUCUUGGAGCUGCGCAAGGAGAAGAGCCGGGACGCGGCGCGCUCCCGCCGCGGCAAGGAGAACUUCGAGUUCUACGAGCUGGCCAAGAUGCUGCCCCUUCCGGCGGCCAUCACGAGCCAGCUGGACAAGGCGUCCAUCAUCCGCCUCACCAUCUCGUACCUGAAGCUGCGCGACUUCUCGGGCCACGGGGACCCGCCCUGGAGCCGGGACGCCCCUCCGCCGGGCAAGAGCGUCAAGGGCACGCCGCUUAAGCCCCGCUCCGUGGCUGGCAUAGCCAUGGACAUGUUCGAGCAGCACCAGGGCACGCACAUUCUGCAGUCGCUGGACGGGUUCGCCUUCGCGCUGGCGGCCGACGGCAGGUUCCUCUACAUCUCGGAGACGGUGUCCAUCUACCUGGGGCUGUCGCAGGUGGAGAUGACGGGCAGCAGCGUGUUCGACUACAUCCACCAGCAGGACCACGCCGAGCUGGCCGAACAGCUGGGGCUGGGGCUGGCGCAGGGGCAGUCCCUGUCCUCCCCGGGCAGCGCCGGCAGCGAGGAGGGCGGCAACUCCAGCUCCGGCACCAACAACCCCGACGUGGCCACCAUCAUGACGCUGUCGGCCAACAACGCCUACAAGGGUCUGGACCGCGCCUUCUGCAUCCGCAUGAAGUCCACCCUCACCAAGAGGGGCUGCCACUUCAAGUCGUCCGGCUACAGGGUGGUGCUGGUGCUGUGCCGCCUCAGGCCGCAGUACACCUUCUCGCACUCGCGCAAGGCCUCGCCGCCGCUGCUGGGAGUGGUCGCCAUCGCCAUGGCGCUGCCCCCUCCCAGCGUGCACGAGAUCCGCCUCGAGUCCGACAUGUUCGUCACGCGCAUCAACUUCGACUUCCGCAUCGCGCACUGCGAGCCCAGGGUGUCGGAGCUGCUGGACUACUCGGCGGAGGAGCUGACUGGCAGGAACCUGUACGCGCUGUGCCACGGCGAGGACGCCAACAAGCUGCGCAAGUCGCACCUCGACCUGAUCAACAAGGGCCAGGUGAUGACGCAGUACUACCGCCUCAUGAACAAGAACGGCGGCUACACGUGGAUGCAGACCUGCGCUACCGUCGUCUGCAACUCCAAGAACGCCGAGGAGCAGAACAUCAUCUGCGUCAACUACGUCAUCACGGGUCGCGAGUUCGAGAACUUGAUCAUGGACUGCUGUCAGCUGGAGGACUCGGGACAGGGGGUGAAGCGCGAGGAGGCGGGCGGGAACGACCCGGAGAACGGUUCCCCCGACGCCGACAGGGGCAGCAGGAACGCCGGCGGAGCGCCGCGGCCGCAGCAGGACCCGCACCGGUCGCCCCCGGACCUGGAGGACGGCUCCUCGGAGCCGCCGGGCGACCAGCGGGGCCGCGGACAGCUGGACCACGCAGCGCAGCUGCGCGCCGAGCACAUCAGGCUGGCGGCGGGGCUCAGCAUCCGCGCGCUCAAGAAGCUGUCGGGCGAGAAGCAGGCGCCGCGGCGCGCGGGCAAGCGCAAGCUGGCCGACGACGACAGCAGCUGCUGCAGCUCCGAGGAGGAGGAGGAGGACGAAGAGGAGGACGAGGAGGAGGUCGCGCGCGGCAAGCCGCCUCCGCCGCCGCCGCGCGUCGCCGUGCUCAGCCCCGCCUCCUCGUCCUGCCACUCGUCGGCGACCGGGGCUCCGGCUCCCAGCCCAGGGGAGGCCGCCGCGGCGACUACCGUCAAGGACCUGGAGCACGCCAUGUCCAAGCACCUGCCGCGCGCGUCGCCGCCUCCGGCCGCCGCCCACCAGCCCACCGACUUCAGCGCCGACGCGCUGCUCAAGCAGCAGCAGCAGCGCUCCACGAUCCAGUGGAUCGGCGCGCACCACCACCACCACCACCACCACCCCUCGCUGGCGCACCAGCAGCAGCUGCCCGCCUCGGCGCUGCUGCGCCAGCUCUACGCCAACCGCGAGAGCGUGAUCCGCGCCAACGUGCACGCGGGCGCGCGCCCCGGCGCCGGCUACUACGCCGCCGCCGACGCCGCGGGCCCGCUGCCCACCCCGCCGGGCAGCGACGGCUCCUCGGCGUACGGCGACCACCAGUUCGCGCUCGGCCAGAAGCCCGACGCGUUCGGCAGCCUCGUGUCGUCCUACUCGGGCGGCUACGCCGUCGACUACCACCCGGCCAUGACGCCGCCGUCGUCGGUGAGCCCGCGCGACAAGACGCACCACGCGCAGCAGGGCGGCGCCGGCGCGCACUUCGACGCCUACCCGGAGGUGCUGCGGCCGCAGUUCCUGGGCGGAGACGCGCCGGCGCAGCCCCUGCCGCUCAAGCCGCAGGUGUACUCGGCGGUGCACCACGCCGGGGCCCUGGACGCCGCCUACGCCGCCUCGGCGUCGCUGGACCAGUCGCAGUUCUACCACCACCCCGCCUCGGGCGCCGGCUUCCACCUGUACCACCCGUCCGGCAAGAGCGCGGCCGCCGCGGGCAGCGUGUACCCCGAGGCGCUCAAGAACCCCGCCAACUGGUACUCCGCCGCGUCCUAGUACAAGUAGGCGCCCCGCGUCCCCCCCUCCCCCAAAACCCGUACUUAAAUGCCAAAAAAAAAAAAAUAAACAAAAAAAACUGAACUCCUUGCACCCCCGAGGAGAUCGCUUGUAGGCCCCUGUAGUGCGCAGUAGCGUGCGGACGGCGCGUUUCGGAGCGCCCCCCGACGUGGCGGCCCGAAGCACCGCGAUAGAUCCAGUAUUACCCCAGGUUGUGUGCUCCAGCGAGUCUGCAGUCACGUGGGCGGGUGUCUCUCCAACAUAUCAGCUCCGUGCGCGACGAGCAGCGGGAAUAGUGUCUGCAGCGGCGAGGUGGCGGAGAUCGGAAAGAUUUCGGCCGAGUGUUGCGUCUGUUUUGAAAUUUUAUUCGCUGGAGUGUAUACAGGUUGAAGACGUAGUCUACUGUAAAAAAAAAAAAGAUCAGAAGUCGAUUCAUUGUUUUUUAUGAUUAUCCUUAUUUAUGAUCAAUGCAUUAGGGUGUAUUAAUUGGCGAUGCGUAGUAAAAAAAGAACAAUCGGCAGAUAUAACUGUUCGGAAGUUUAAGAGAAAGGACGAACUGUAACUCUCCAAAUUAGUUGUCGAUGAUGUGUACUGAGAAUGUAUCUGGGUGUGUGGGUGUGUGCAAAUCGUGCCAACGGCCAUGACCCGACGAAGAAGACGUUCCGAAGGACGCCGAAGAAAUGUUGGACUGGACAUCAUGUACCUACUUGUUACUUCUUUGGGCAUUGGCAGCAAUGGAGGCAGGCAUGUGAAGCAUAUAUUCAAAUUGUUGUACAUACUUACAAAAAUAAAUAGUCAUAGCGUGUAUGUAACGACUAAGUGUGUGGUGAGCAUGCAUUUCCAUCUCUCUCUCUCUCUCUCUCUCUCUCUCUCUCUCUCUCUCUCUCUCUGUCUCUUACGUUGUGUGCAGGCUUUUCAGAAAAGAACGCUAGGAUCUCAUGAUGUCUCGUUGAAUCACCGCGAUGUUUCUAGUGCAGUCAGAACUUUGUGAUGUCGUGCUGCUAAGAGGUGAAGUUUAAACGUCGUCCCAUCUAUUUCCUUCGUGGAACUGCUUGUAUCAGUAGACAACUGGUAGUUUAGGAAGAACACGUGUCGAUGAUGUUUGUCCUGGCCAGACACCUUUGUUCCUCCAGUUCUGCUGCUACCAGCAGCCUCUCUUACCAUAGUUUCCAUUUCUUCAAUAGAGACAGUUGUAAUUCGCCAACAUAUUUCGUGCCAAGAUAUUUCCGGAAAUUCUAUCCUAUAGGUUAUAGUAGCUAUGGACAAUAUUUUAUGGUUAGGGACACCUGUAUUUCGCGAAUACAUUUCGUUUCAAGGUAUUUCACAAAACACUGUAGCUUUUUCUAAGAGUCAUGGCAAAUUGUGAGCGUGCAGCAGUACGGUGACCACGUUCUCAUUGGCCCCGUCAAGAGCGGGACGACACCUCUCACCGACCGCAGCCAAUAACCACAGGAGAAAAGCUACAGUAUUUUGUGAAAUACCUUGACACGGAAUGUAUUCGCGAAAUACAGGUGUCCCUAAUGGUAAAUUGCAACAAAGUCGAAAUAACCCCGAAAAGCGUGUCGGUCCACUAUAUAACACAGAGAUACAACUUAAUAUGCUAUACAGCACCGAGAUGCAAGUAAAACUUGAAACCAGCUUGAAUUCUAACAAAACGUAGCUCAAGAAAUAUAUUUAAUUAUGUUAAAUUCAAUUAAGUUUGUAACGAAAAGUAUGUAAAGGAAUAAUGGAUGGGAUGAAAAUAAUUUAGCUUUUUUUGAUCUUGAGUGUCUCUUAUUAAUUCAAUUUUUAAUCACUGAUGUUGAUACAUUUAUUUUUUUCAAAAACACAAAUGCUUGCCCGUAUAUAUUUAUUGUUCUUAGUAAUUCUUUCCCAGACCUGCUCAUAACAAAUUAUUAUAUUUAAAAAAAUGCAACAUGUCAUACUCAAUAAUAAUACGCUAUUUUUUUGUUUGAAAUAAGUGGGUAUAAAUGAAUAUCUUAGUCUUAUUUGUUGUAUACGUAUAUGUAUUAUGAAUAAACUGAAUUUAUAUAAAAAUGAAAGCAAUGACACCAAGAUCAAUUUUAAAAACAUAAUGGCCCUAAAAAAAUUAAAAAAUACAUAUAAUAUUGUCUCAACAUUCAGCUAGAGAGAAAGAAUAAUCACGAAAUUUUUUGGACAAAGAGUGUCUGCAAAACACGGUAUUUUCUUCGCUCUGUUUUUGGUUGGAAAUGAUAUUUUGACAGGAUGUAGGCCUAGUUACUUUCGGACGAAUCACGUACGUUUUGUAAUUGAAAAUUGUGUAAACAUAAAUGAAGUGCAAUGAAGCCUAACAAAUCGACCAAUUUUUCUGCAGUGAGUCGCCAUCCCUGCCUAUUGCGUUUUUAUUUUUUUAUUUCCUCUGGUCGGUGGACUUCUGUUUAAAAGAACAGUUGUAAUUUCGCAGACGAAGCUCAGAUGUCGACAGUACAGCUACCAAAUUAUGAUUGGCUGGGCCUAAUGCCCAAUGAGUUAUUCUCGCUUAUAGGAACCAAUAUAUGGAGCUACCCUGUGUUUCACAAAGACGUUUCGUAUCAAGAUAUUUCCCAAAACACUGUAGCCUAUCUUUGCUGUUGUGGUGAAUCAUAAGCUUUCAGUUGUACAGUAAGGGCGCUGUCAUUAGCCCAGUCGAGUGUGGGACCGACCUUAGCCAAUAGUAAACGGACUGUUCAAAAGCAUUAACACAGUGUGUUUAAAAAUAUAUAUAUCCUACAUGAAUAAUAGGGAAAGAAACAUUGUUAACAGAAACCAGUGAUUCGAAGUGUGACAAAGAGCCAAUCUUUUCUGCUAGUAUAACUGUCUCUAUAAUCAUCACUAGUGACACAACAUGGAACCCUUACUUAACUUAUUCAAGCACCUUAAAAGCCUAAUUUAAUUAUUCAAAUAAAAUCUAAAACUGUUUCUUAAACAGAUUGUAACAUAUUUAUCGUAUGAUAUUUUUCCCCCCCCUGGGUAACAUUCCUGACGCUCUGGAAUCAUAAAAUUUGAAAGUCUCUAUAAAUUUUCUGUCAAAUAAAACAUUUAAUUUCAACGGAAAUGAGAAUUAGUAACGUGGAGAACACUUAUACACAUACUUCUAAAAAGGGUACCAAAGAGAAAACUUUGAUGUGCCAGUUUGAGAAAUUGUAUAGCAUAACCAUAUACUGUUUGUUGCCUGUGUACACAAUUGGAGGAUAUUUUAUAAAAUGUGCUAAAAAAAUAAAUCUUAAUUUAGACAUUAUCAGUUUGGUUCACUGAACAAUAUCGAAUGUAAACUAUUCUAAGACAUAUUUAGCUAUAGCACAAAGUUCAAGAUUGGAAAAUAAAUUUUAAAAUGAUACAUGUAUCUCACUCGUAUGAUGAAUUAUUUAAAUAAUGUAUUGUUAAUUAGUUUUUAAAAUGUAAUAUGUUGUUAUAUUACAUUUGAUGAAAUGGAAGCUUCUUUUCUUGUCUAUGUGUGCUAUUGUGGACAAGCUGAAGUUAAUAUUACUGUGCAAUAAACUUAAAAUAGCCAAUUUAGAGGAUCUACGAUUGUAUGCAGUUAUGUAGAUAUUUGUCUGUCUUUGUUUCAUCCGAUUUACUAUUGUUUUUCUCUGUCAGUGAACUAUUGUGCUAUUGUUGGCUCCUUAAUUUCAUACAUUUAAAAAAGACAGACAUGCUAAGUUUUGUUUUAUUUUUUCUUCAGAUACUUUUAAAUGUUUAUCAUUACAGUUUACGUGUUGUUUGAAAACAAGAAAUAAUGAUUUGUUAUUCUGUUGUAAGAUUAUUUGUUGUUUUUUUUUAAUAAAAUUAUUAGGAGUCGUAUAUUUCUUCUGUUCGUGUGUUCGUUAAUUGUUAGGGUUUCUUUCCAUUUGUUGGAGUUGAAUAAACAUAUAAAAUCAUUACCACCAGAAUAUUUAUCUCUCUUUGCAAACCUUCUCCCUGACAUUAAAUUAACAAUAUAUAUUUUUAAAAUUGCUAAUUUCAUUUCAUUUUGACAUUGACAGAGUGAAAAUGACAAUAACCUUUAUCUUACACUUUAUAUCAAUACAACUUAUUUUUAGAGUAAUCAAUAAAAAUAUUAUUGACACAUCAGACACAACAUGAGGCAUUUGGAGGAGGUGUUAAGGGGGGGGGGGGGGAUUUACAUACAAUCUAAUAAAUUCUAAAAACAACAUAGAAAAAUCGUAUUUGAUCAAUUAAUAAUCCUGCUGAGUACAAAAUACAGAAUGGAACAUUUCAAAAUACGUAUUUUUUAUCGAACGUAUACUGUACAAAAAAAUCGUGUCAGGGUUUUGUCAACAAAUUCUGACAGCUCGAAAGCAAAAUUGGGCCAUCCUUUCCCUGUCGCAGACGCACAUACCUUCUCUCGGUGACCCCAUUCGACAGUGAUUGAUUAUGCAUGAGCUGGGCUGGGCGAGUUGCUGUGUAUUCAUACCGCUAGACUGACAGUCUUUUGUCCGCGCGGAGCGAAAGCGUCUAUUGACUCCGCGGGUCAUUUUGGAAACUUACGGGAUCAGCUACGCUGGGCGGGGGAAAAAAAAACUAUCUACUCGCGCUUGAAUCCACUCGCUGCUACCAAACUUGUCAAAAUUAAAUAUCACUGUCUAGGCUAGUUAGCCUUUUUGUCAUUAUUUUAUACGAUGAGUGAUCUUUAUUUCACUGCUUUCUGAAUAACUUAUCGUCGGCCGGUAACAUUCGUGUACGUUUUUUUUAUUCUGUCAUUAGUAGAAAAAUGAUGAAAAUAUAAUUAUUCUGUAAUCAUAUCGUUUAAUAUGUUGUGAUGACUAAUAAAAAAUGGACAGCAGAUUACUUAGCGAGUUGGCGAGUUUUGCUAGCUUUGUGUAAUAGGAACUCAUGAAACAAUUAAUACACGCCUACUCGCCAACGAGUAGCUAGCAGACUCGCCCCUGUGAUGAAAAAGCACCCAGAGUUUGGAAAUGCCUGCGUGUAUGUUAAGACAGUUGAUUAUUUCACGAGUAUAAUAUUAUCUCAAGAUAGGCUUCAAAUUCAUACCACCGAAAAUCAACAAUUACGUUACUCUUUUAUCCCCACAUCUGGUAUCCUACUUAAAUAAAGUAAUGUAACGUGUGUGCAGACUGUGAUUUCCUAGGAAAAUUGAUUGAUAGGAUUCAGAACCAUGCAUUGUUACCGAUAAGAAAAUAGGACCCACAUACACCAAAGUGCAGUGACCUGUCAAUGAGUUUGAGACUGUGUUUUGCAUAUGGAUUGAUGAGCGGAAACGUAGACACUGCGUUACAACCAAAACACCUCCUCUCUGCCAGGUAACACUUUUGCCUUGUUUACCCCGAACUAGGGAGG
Molecule: messenger RNA, 8212 nt
Organism: Bacillus rossius redtenbacheri
Lineage: Eukaryota; Metazoa; Arthropoda; Insecta; Phasmatodea; Bacillidae
Gene: trh
Product: protein trachealess
Exons: 14
Coding region: 275-2914 (879 amino acids)
Biological process (GO): regulation of transcription by RNA polymerase II
Molecular function (GO): DNA-binding transcription factor activity, RNA polymerase II-specific; protein dimerization activity; RNA polymerase II transcription regulatory region sequence-specific DNA binding
Source: RefSeq, a predicted model, not a curated record